AUGAAUAAAUUAGAGGAUUUGAAUCCCCUAUUUUGCCCACCCCCCUCUAACGGCUCCGAAUAUAUUCCGUUUGAGGACAGAUCUCCAACACUGGUAAAUUAUUACAAGUUUGCCCUGGUGAGUAAGAUCAACGCCUAUUUUUAUCAAGUCCAAGACCCUCCACCGAAAGAGAGUGGCGGGGUUUCCGAUAAAACGAAGGACGAGAAGAUCUCCCCUUUAGAACAGGUACAUCAUUAUGAAAACUCGAUUAAGCAGCAAUUGGCUCAAGAUUAUCAAAUAUCGGACAUACUGACAUACGGGGCCAAAAAAGAAAUAUGCAUCUUCAGACUCGAAACAAGACUAAACCCACAGGAUCAGGAGUUGGGAUUCAAUCAGUUGAAGGAUGCAGUUGACAAUAUUAUCAUAGAAAGCAAUCUCCCUCUCAAACUUGCAUCUUCAACGACAUUUGAUGCUGACUCAGUAUUUAAAUCUCAGUCCAGCUCACAACAGCAUUCCAGGCCGAGUAGCAUUGUGUACCUCAGCUUCUUGAGAGCAAUGAAGAAGUUUAUCUGUCAGCAUCUCAUGGCUAGAUCGUCAGAGGUUGAAAUGAUUCCAUUUGGUAACCAAACUCUGGUUCGCACUGCACAGGACACAUUCCAGAUUUUAAAAAUCAACACAUCGCUUAGCAUUCGCAAUGAGAUUAUCUCUAAUUUUGCCAUAAAUAACAUCCCGCAGUUUUACCGACUGUCAACUCUCCUGGACACUGAAUUUGACAUCUUGAAAAGCAAUUACGCCCUCUAUCUUUGCCCUUCUGGGGUGCGAUGUUCUUUUGCUAAUCAAGAUAUGCUGGCAAACUCGCUUUCAUUUGAGCCCCCAUCGAAUUACGAGAAACUUUUGCGUUUGUUGUUUGAGUACUCGCAUAUUAAACUUGAGACGCCUUCGCGCUGGAUCAAACUCGUCCCAAAUCUAAACCACAUGAACGGGCUUACGCCAAACAUUGCGCGAUAUCUCGAAUCUUCUGCUCCCAAUUCAAAAUACAUUAUGUGGCCAGCCUCUAUGUGCAUGAUCCAGUUUGGCGAUGACGUCGAGGAGCCGGCUUUUGAACUAGUUGACUCUUUCGAAAUGAUUGAAGAACUAAUACUUGAGUCUGACGAAGAACCCCAGCCACCACAAUUAUCUGCAACUGAGGAGCCUGCGGCAGACUCCAACCCAACGGAUGUUGAUAUGGACUCUGCAAAAGAAUCACCAGGAGACUGGGAUGAGCUUUUCGAAGAAUCGAUGAAUGAAGAGGAGGAAGACAUACAGCAUGAUGUGCCAGAAUCAGAAUCGCAGUCUAAACCCGAACUGGUGUCGAGUCCUGUAGAAAAAGAUGCAAAGCGCUUCAUUGAGCUUGAGCCAUCGAACCCAUUCUAUGAGGAUCCUGGCGCGCCAUCUCCCGCUUCAUUUCACAUAUUUGCAUCUCCAAGCCCCGAGACAACGGAUGCCUCCUCUGCCAACGAUGAAUUUGGCUCAGUGACACCAAAAGACUUGAAGAAAUCCAUAUUUGCCCCACUCAAUUUCAACCCGCUUAUUGAGAAGGACAUCGACAGCAAGUAUUCAAACGGCGGAAAGUUCUUUGUGCGUAGCGAAGCACAGAGUUUGCGCUCCCAGGAAUCUGCAUCUACAACGCCGACAUUCUGGAAGAAUAAAAAGGGAGAGAGCGAUAUUGAAGAGCGAGACUUGAUAAGUGACAGUGAAGAAGAGAUAGAUGAGGAUGACGAAGACGAAGAUGAUGAAAAAACGGGUCUUGGUAUAAGUAUAACAUCGAUUCCUCGAAAUACAGGAAUAUUGUCAUCAAUGACCCCAUUCGUUAACCAAGCUGCAAUUUCGCAGCCCCAAGCUCCAUCGCCUCAAAUUUCAGGCGCUCAAGAAAUUCAGAACUGGCUUUUCUGGAUAUUGAGAGGUCCAGCUCUCUGUACAAUUCCUUCAAGAUUUCUUUCGACAGGAAAUCCUGUCAUCUCAAAAGACAGGAUUGAGCUUGUUUUGCCAAUAAUCCAAGAGCUUGUGCUCUUCACAACAGCGACGAAAGAUCAGUGUUUGGAACAAGCGUCCGAUCUCAACGAGGUACUGGAUUCAACAGUGUUGAGUGCUUUUCCUGGUUCCUCGAAAAUGAGACUCUACGAGCUGUUGGACUGUGAUCGACCAAAUUCGGAAAUGAGACUAUUUGACAGUCUCUUUGGUAGCGAGAAAGAGAUAUACAAGCUGGAGGCCCCGAAAAUAGACUUUGAUGAUCCCAGCUUUGCCACAACAUCACCAUUGAUGAACAUUACAGAAACUGAAAACAAAAGACACUCGGGCGUAUUCAAGGAGAAUGCAAACCGUUCUAUCGCCGAAAGUGUAAAAUCCACUUCUUUGUUCAAAAUCCCAACUACAAUUUUCAAUACAAAACGGAAUGACCAGGAGCUGAAAAUCAACGAGACAAGUCUGAGAUACUGGAAACUGCUAAACCUUGAACCUCUUGAAGGUGAAAAAAAUAUCAGAGUUAUUUUAGUUGUGCCAAAAGGUACAUCUUAUCUGCUGGAUAAAAGUCGGAUAUUCUUACAGGAUUUGAUGGCUACGUACUCAUCUUGGAAGCUAGGACAAAUGAGUCAGCUGCAAGAUAUUCUGGAGAUUUCAGGCAGCAAUGCCGAGCUUUUUGCUAGAAAUACCGAGGAAGCUCUUACGUCACUGGCCGACUCGCUGAGAAAUCAAUAUUUGGUUGACUCGAGUGGUCAGAAAGAUGCUAUCUUAGUCAUGAUUGCAGUUCCAAACAUUGGCAUGCAGCUUCUAACCAAUCUAGCAGGCGUGCUCGAACAAUUCCAAAACACACUUACAAUGAAAGCCGUUGACCAAGAAACCGAAGAAGACCGGAGAAAACGUAGGAAGAAGAAUAUUUCAACCACUAUCAGUAUUCCUAUUUUCUCUUUUUACAAGGUCAUUCCACUUGAUCUUUAUCUUUCCAAAAAUGAGUGCUAUUCAGUUAUUACUUCCCAAAAACUUGGAGAUCUGGCUUUAGAGAUUUACUCAUUGUAUCCUAGCAAAGACGUUUCUGAGCCUUUUAAGGACAGAGCUCGGUUGUUGACAAUCUCAAAACAGCUUCCUCAUAAAAUACCUUUUGUAAUGACGAAGGCGCCAGUUUCAUCAGGCCUAAUUGCGGAUGAUUUGUUUUUGCAUGUUUGCUACGAACGAUCGAUUGACAAAAACUGGUGCGCAGCAAGCUGGUCCGACCAGUACGGUAAAAUCAAUUUUACUCGCUCUUGGUUGAUUGGCCCAGAUUGCCGAUGCCAGACUUUCGAGGAAGUCUCGGAUGAGAUUUUUGGCAUUUCUAUGGAUUAUGUUUCCAGUCAUAAUGGUAAGGCGUACGUGAUCUUGACUAGACUGAACAAUGUUAUUCCCGACGAUGAACUGACAGAGUGGAAACGUCUUUCGAUCAAGAACAACAAACUCACGCUUAUUGUUCUCACCGUGGAGCUGGAACCUUCCACUCUUGUUUUGUCACACCUCCAAGAGCAGAAGGAUGAUCUAAAAGACAUGUACUCUGUGAAGUUUACCGCAGCGUCCACAAAUUCGCAGAUGCUUACUCCUAGCGUGGCAAACCGCAUGGAAAGCCCAAUGAAUGGACAAACGCCUUCUUAUGAUCCCGGUGCAUCUCCCUUGGACACUUCUGCCUUUACAGGGUCUCAACAACAGGUUCUAGAGAAUCCAGAGCUGAUAGAGCUAUCAAACGAGUGUUAUGGAGUGAUUUUGCAAGUGGCUCAACAAUUAUCGAAUCAGUCCAUUCGCAUGCCCCUACGCACUGGGUUCAUUGUCAAUUCCGGUCGACGAACGGCUGAAGGUUACGAACCGGGGUCUAUAAUCGAACUAAACUUGCUGAGUUGUCAAGCAGGAGUUAAUUCCAUCGAGCUGCUGAAAAAUCUGAUUAUGCAGUAUAAGCAUCUGGCGAACCUCAACAAGAACCCCGUUUGCCCUUGGCACGUAUCUGCAGUCAGACAGAUGAUAAAUUUCUUAGUUCACUUGGACGUGAGAUGA
Molecule: messenger RNA, 4026 nt
Organism: Ogataea angusta
Lineage: Eukaryota; Fungi; Ascomycota; Pichiomycetes; Pichiales; Pichiaceae
Exons: 1
Coding region: 1-4026 (1341 amino acids)
Biological process (GO): regulation of transcription by RNA polymerase II
Cellular component (GO): mediator complex
Molecular function (GO): transcription coregulator activity
Source: RefSeq, a predicted model, not a curated record